AUGUCCGGCGCAAGGCAUUGGGAGCAAGACAAAGAGGCCACCGUCUACAUCGGAAACCUUGAUGAACGGGUCACAGAUAGCCUGGUAUGGGAGCUGAUGCUGCAGGCCGGGCGCAUCGUUAACGUUCACCUACCGAAAGAUCGAGUCACACAGUCGCAUCAGGGCUACGGAUUCGUGGAAUUCAUCAGCGAGGAAGAUGCUGAAUACGCGUCGCGAAUCAUGAACGGAAUCCGCUUGUAUGGAAAGCCCAUCCGCGUCAACAAAGCAUCGGCCGACAAGCAAAAGUCGGUGGAGAUUGGAGCAGAGCUAUUCGUCGGCAAUCUUGAUCCCAUGGUUACAGAACAAGUUCUUUAUGAUACGUUCAGCCGCUUUGGAAACUUGGUCAAUAUUCCCAAGAUUGCGCGGGAUGAUAACAAUCUGUCAAAGGGCUAUGGAUUCGUGUCGUUCGCCGACUUCGAGUCUUCAGACGCCGCCAUAACCAACAUGAACGGCCAAUAUCUUAUGAACAAGCAGGUUUCCGUGCAAUAUGCCUAUAAGAAGGAUGGUAAAGGUGAACGCCACGGUGACGAAGCAGAACGAAUGCUGGCAGCACAGGCUCGCAAACAUAACGUGCGCCCACCGACCCAGCCUCUACCUCCUCAAUUCUCGAACCCAGGGACACCUAUGGUGCCAGCUGCGAUGGCCAAUGGAGACAGCUCUCGGCCAAUGAGUACUAAUCCACCAGACCUUAAUAUGGGCAGAGGCAUGGCUCCUCCGAAUGUACCGUUCCAAAACGUACCUCCUCCACAAGCAAGCCGACCUGUUCCACCUCCUACAUCUCUGGCGAACCCACCCCCCGGUUUACCAGCACGGCCGCCGCCUUCUCAGGCCGGAUAUGGGGGGCCGCAGUCUUUCCUCCCACCAGGAUUCAAUGGUGCUGCUCAACAAUCCUCAUUCCCUCAAGCAGCACCUCCGCCAGGCUUCGCUCCACCAGGGUUCGGUUCACCGGCAGGAACUCCUGGUCCUCCACCUCCGUUGCCCCCGGGAUUCCAGCAACCUGGCUAUGGGCGCGGGCGCUGA
Aspergillus vadensis CBS 113365 is the source of this 1059-nucleotide messenger RNA. Its product is annotated as U2 snRNP complex subunit HSH49. The coding region runs from base 1 to 1059 and encodes 352 amino acids. Gene Ontology annotation, cellular component: U12-type spliceosomal complex; nucleolus. Gene Ontology annotation, molecular function: RNA binding. The transcript has 3 exons. The record is from RefSeq and is a predicted model, not a curated record. Lineage: Eukaryota; Fungi; Ascomycota; Eurotiomycetes; Eurotiales; Aspergillaceae. Gene Ontology annotation, biological process: positive regulation of mRNA splicing, via spliceosome.